This is a messenger RNA of Leptopilina heterotoma, 3230 nucleotides long. RefSeq names its product cysteine protease ATG4D (gene Atg4b). Lineage: Eukaryota; Metazoa; Arthropoda; Insecta; Hymenoptera; Figitidae. The record is from RefSeq and is a predicted model, not a curated record. The coding region runs from base 440 to 1873 and encodes 477 amino acids. Gene Ontology annotation, molecular function: protein-phosphatidylethanolamide deconjugating activity. The transcript has 6 exons.
UUCACCGCAAGGGUGCGCUAAAGCUAAGUCCAAAUUUUUUCUAAGUCCCUUGAUGGCAUUUCUGUCAAUUUGUUUAAAAAAAGAAAAAUUAGGUCACGGAUUUACUUUCUUUAUCUGGUUAUAAUGACAAGUUUAUAGUGAUUGUUUGAUUCAUUGACUUCUGCAAUGAAAGAAUUUUUUACACAUUGCAGAGCAAUUGCCAAGUUUAUACUUGUCAAUGAGGAAAAUGUUGUUGCGGAAGGUUGCGGUCAUCAUUAACGUAUAAAUCAUUCUUCACAAUACAUAAAAAUAAUAUGCUUUGGAAUCUUAAUUUUUAAUAAUACUUCUCAAUUCGUUAAUAACAAAUUAACGUGCGUGAAAAUGUAAGUGUCGCGAUAGUGUUGGACAGGAAACGCGUUUUUCUGACGAUCACAAUUUAUUGAGUCUUAUUUUUUUGGGUAUGAAUGGACAAGUGCAAUCUACACGAGAUAGGUUAGGUGGAUUUAGCAGCAGUAGUACAACUUGGUUCACGAGUCUCGUACCAAGCGAUCAUGUGUCAAAUGUUCAGCAAAUCAUACCGAUCACCAAGAGUGAAAUCUCUUUGGAUGAUUCGACUGCUUCUUCUGAAGCUGACAGCAAAGUGAAAACCAAACUUCUCUCCAUGUGGUACAAUGUUAAAUACGGAUGGACCGUAAAGAUGAAAACAAAUUUCUCCAAAGAAUCGCCUGUGUGGUUAUUGGGUUCUUGUUAUCAUAAAAAAGCAGUGGAGUUAUUGGAAAAAGCAUCCGAGGCUGUUGACGUGGAGACUGGCAGUGAAAUUUCCUUGGCAAUCGACGCGGCUAAUUAUGAGGAAGGAAUUGAUGGAUUCAAGAGGGAUUUUAUAUCUCGUAUCUGGUUGACAUAUAGACGAGAAUUUCCCAUUUUAAAUGGUUCCACAUUUACUUCCGACUGUGGAUGGGGAUGUAUGUUGAGGAGUGGACAAAUGAUUUUAGCUCAGGGAUUAGUUUGUCAUUUUCUUGGCAGAGAUUGGCGAUGGCAACCGGAACAUCGGCUAUUGACAAAAGAGGAAAGAGAAGAAGACUCGAAGCAUCGAAUGAUUGUCAAAUAUUUUGGCGAUCAGGCUGGACCGGAAUCUCCGUUUUCGAUUCAUACUCUUGUGUCGUUAGGUGCCUCGACUGGGAAAAGAGCCGGCGAUUGGUAUGGACCAGUGUCUGUUGCACAUAUUCUGAGCCAAGCUGUUAAAUCGGCAGCGACGACUCAUAGUGAAUUUAAAAAUUUAGCGGUUUAUGUCGCUCAGGAUUGUUCAGUUUAUCUGGAUGAUGUGAGACAGUUGUGUCAAAAAUCCGAUGGCAAAUGGAAAUCACUCAUUCUCCUCGUGCCUUUGAGAUUGGGCAUUGAUAAAUUGAAUCUUAGUUACGUACCUUGUCUCACGGCUUUACUUAGUUUAGAAUAUUGUAUUGGAAUUAUUGGCGGUCGUCCCCGUCAUUCGCUCUAUUUUAUCGGCUAUCAGGAGGAUAAAUUAAUUCACCUUGAUCCGCACUAUUGUCAGGAAACUGUUGACAUGUGGAAACAGGACUUUUCACUCUCUAGUUUUCACUGUACGUCGCCUAGGAAAAUGCUCGUUUCAAAAAUGGAUCCCAGCUGUUGCGUUGGAUUUUACUUAAGUGAUAAAUCAACAUUCGAACAUUUCGUGAAAAUGGUCGAACCGUUUCUCGUUCCAUUGAGUCAAAAGGACGAAUAUCCAAUGUUUUUGUUCUGCAAUGGAAAUGGAACGGACGUUCAAUCGAAUUUGGACGACGAAAAGAGACAUUUUUCAUCGUCAAUGUCAGCGAAUGAUCGCGAAAUGAACGAGGAUAAUACACACUGUGAAUGUGAAGAGUAUGAAGUUUUAUAGGAAAAAAUGAAGAGAAUUGAAAAGCGUUUUGUACUUAAAUUGGAAAUCGAUUGGAUUUCUCAAAAGGAAAGACCCCCAAAUUUUGGUUGGUUUAAUUUCUGUAAAAGGUAUGGAUAUAUAUAUUUUUUUUUGUUUUUUUGUUUAAUAAUGGAAAGGUUGCUCAAUCGUUACUUACAGUAUGAAAAAUGUCGAUAGAAAAAAAAUAAUAAUAGCUUUAAAAUUUUCACGAAAAUAUUUCGGAUAAUUUUCACUUAAAUGUUGGUACGUUAAUAACACAUGAUUCCCGCAAUAAUUUUUUGCUUUAAAAACUUGAGAUUUUAUUCACUCAUUUAAUGAGAGAAUUGAGAGAAUUUGUAAUUUUUAGUUUAUUCGAAUUUUUUUCAAGAGAAUUAACGUCCGUAGUUUAUUAAAAUUAUUUUUAAUUUGCUUGGACUAUUUUUUCUCUUUUUUUCAUGAUCUCAAAAUCUUAUCGCGUAAUGACACACGGAAUAAAAUUCUUUUUUCCUGUUGAAAAAUAAUUUCUUUGAUUGUAGUUCAGCUGAAAAAAUUUAUAAUUGAAACGAUAAACGAAAAGUCAAAGCAAAUAAUUUUACUCGUUUCAUGGGAAAAAUAAAAAAAUUGAAUCAAGAAUGUAUUAUCAGAAACUAAUUGUGAUUUUUUUAUAUAAAAUUUUUUUUUUUAAAUAAGCUUAAUUGUUUCUUUUUUUGUUAAUAUUUUGCAAAAAAAUUCUUUUUUACUACAUAUAAUUCGUAUAAUUUAGAAUAAUUAAAACUGAUUCAAAUGAGGAGUAUUCAAUUUGUUUUUCGAAUUCUUUACAAACGAACAAAAUUUCUUUGUAGAUUUUUUUUCGUGUGUUUUUUUUAAAAAAGAAAACUCAAUUUUUAAUUCCCAAUGAACUGUUUUUGCAUUGCAGUAUAAUAUCAGGAUAUAAGUACGCGUGCAAUUGUGGCUAUGAUUAUAAAAAUAAUCCUUUAAAUUAAGUACUUAGAAAACCUUUAUUUCUAUAUUUUAUUUUAAGUUAUUUAUUUAUUAACGAUAACUAUUAUUUUUUAUUUGUUUAAUAAUUUCGCCCCGUUAUUGAGAGAAGUUAAAUGAAUAGAUAAAAGAAAACGACAACAAACUUCAUUGUGUGUUGUAAUGUUUGAAAAUAAUAAAAAUUUCGUCCUAUGAGAGUAACGAGCUUUCUACUAAAAAUAAUAUUGUAUUUUUUUCCCAAAAAAAAAGAAAAAUUCUUGUAAUCAUUGAAGAAGAAAAAAUCUUUGUAAAAAGACAAUGUUGCGCGUAAUAUUAGAAAAAAUAUUUUAUUGGAACCACAGUUUCUGAGUAUAUCACAAUAAAAUUUCUUUUAUGAAAGACA